AUGCUGACUUGUGCUCCACUGUGUUUGCUUGCUGGUUUCUGGCUGCUUCCAAUCAGCUCCCAGAAGGUGAGUGGGUCACUCCAACCAAGGGAAUCCAGCAACCAGACCAUCCCACUGAGCAUGAUGGAAAACGCUGUGGAUGACAUGUACGACGGCUGCAUGCCAAAGAUGGAAGAAAUGGUCAGGGAGAAAUACUUUAAAGAAGAAACCAGGCCCAACAGUACAUUUGCAAAGGCCUGGAAAAAAGCAGAGAGUUGUGCAGAGAAAAAUCACAAAGAUAAAAAAAAUGACACAGAUGUGGCAUUAACUAAGAAUCACAUGCAAGCAAUCUGUGUAUAUACAGGUGGUCAUUCAAGGAUUUAUGACGUAUUCAAUGAAGCCGUCAGGACAAACAGAACAAUCUAUGGUACCUCCUUUCCAUUCCACUCCUUACACUUCUGGCUGACAUCUGCUAUACAGAUCCUCAAUAACAAUACAUGUCAUGUUACUUACCGCAGAACCAAUGUUACGUUUACUGGCUCUGUCAACCAAACAAUCCGUUUUGGUACCUUUGCCUCCAGCUCAUUAUUAACAAACUUGACACGCUUUGGUCAUGAGACCUGCUUUAAAAUUAAGACCUGCUUAGGUGCCUACUUGAAAGACUAUCCAAGCCUAAAAAAGUAUGAGCAAGAGGUGCUCAUCCCUCCCUAUGAGACGUUCAUUAUAACUGGGAAAACUAAACGUCCUGUCGGUUCACUUAAAUGUAGAGUUGUCUAUUUCUUGGAGGGUGUAGGAUGGCAAAGCAAUCUAAACUGCAGUGCUACCGGAAAUUCUGGACACUCACGUCUGGCUGUUUGAUGGGACAAACUGAAAGCUGGCAGCUAAUCGCUAACGCGUGGAACAAAAUGAAAAGCAAAUUUGGAAAAAAGCAUACAAAGCAAACCAAGAAAUACUAAUAAUAUCGCAAGUCAUUACAAUAUUUACAAGUAUUCUCUGCAAACCCUAAACUUACUAAUGAGCUUCC
Mugil cephalus (flathead mullet) is the source of this 1003-nucleotide messenger RNA. Its product is annotated as ecto-ADP-ribosyltransferase 4-like. The record is from RefSeq and is a predicted model, not a curated record. NCBI's taxonomy places the organism in Eukaryota, Metazoa, Chordata, Actinopteri, Mugiliformes, Mugilidae. Gene Ontology annotation, molecular function: NAD+ poly-ADP-ribosyltransferase activity; NAD+-protein-arginine ADP-ribosyltransferase activity. The coding region runs from base 1 to 837 and encodes 278 amino acids. The transcript is spliced from 2 exons.